Cydia fagiglandana is the source of this 3219-nucleotide messenger RNA. RefSeq lists its product as uncharacterized. The record is from RefSeq and is a predicted model, not a curated record. NCBI's taxonomy places the organism in Eukaryota, Metazoa, Arthropoda, Insecta, Lepidoptera, Tortricidae. The transcript is spliced from 4 exons. The coding region runs from base 28 to 582 and encodes 184 amino acids.
GAUACAUUUACACAUUCAGUUUGCAAAAUGUCGCCUCGUCGUGUUAUUUGGAGUAUAAUUUCUUGCUCUUUCCUCAUACUUGCCAUCAGAGGGCAGGGAAUGAUAGGCACAGGAAAGUGGACAUUGGUGGUAGCUCAAAAUUGUUCGAGAGACGCGGAGAUGCCCCACAAGAUGUAUAUGCACAAACACAAGCUCAAUCGCACACACGUCUCGUACGAUCUCGGCGCGACUAUUCCAGAAGUCAUCGACAACCGUAUUGCUGUUCGCGUAGAUAUAAAAAGGAAAGUGGACGGGGCAUGGAAACAGUACAUGAUCUGGGCUGAUGACUGCCUCCCAUGCGCGUGUAAACAGUUUGCGGGAAAAAACAUGAAGAGAGGGUUCGAAGCCGCUGGAAUAGAUCCCCCAGACUUCCCUAUUCCUAAAGGACGAUAUGACGUCCAUCAGUUCAUCGUGGAUGCGAACGGGCUUCCCAAAUUCGGCAUGUAUGGGGAAUGGCUUGCGGACGCAUACGUAGUGAAGGACGGAAAGGAUAUGGCUUGCCAGCAGGUAGUGAUGACGUACGAAAAGACGGAUUUCUAUUAACCCGUGGAGCGUAUAGUAUCACACAUGUGAUACUUAUUCAAUGAGGGUGUCUGCGAGCGAGAUUUUCACUAGAUGGCAGCACCGUGACGAGAGGUCUUUUUGACAGCUGCUGUCAAAAUCCACCAAUAAAAAAACAUGCUUACACAUGAUUGGUGGAUUAUGACAGCUAGACCUCUCGCCACGGUGCUGUCAUCUAUAGUCCGUUUUUGUUUAGCAUUAGAAAGAACUUCGCAGAAGUAAGCUUGUGGUUCCAAAUCCGGCACUUUUAGCGGUAAUAAUUUGAAGUAAAUUAUAUGUAUUGACCAUGCUACAUUAGAUAAUUCAAUAAUUAUUAACAAAUAACGAGCCUGAUAAAAACUGCACGCUUACUUCUGUGGAGUUCUUUCUAAUGCUAAAAAAACGAACUAUAGUGAAAAACACGAUCGGGGAAACCCUUAUUUGGGUUAUAGCGACACAGUAUCAGACGUAUGGAACUUGCUAUGUAAACAAACCGCCAUAUUGAAAUUUUCUCUGAAUGAUGAAUUUACUAGUGACUUAUUCUGUUUACAUAGUUAGCAUUAGCAAGUUCCAUAGAAUGACUCUUUACAGAUCAAUAUGGGUCAAAUUGCUUUGCAUCACUUGUUGUAUUGUGGUCUUUCGACGGAUUAAAUUCGAGAACAGUGGACGACCGCUUCUACGAUACAUACAAAUGUAGACCCCAUUUUCCUCUCAGGUUCUUGAUGUUAGAGAAAAGAGAUUUACACAAUUUGAUUUAUGUCAACCGUAGCUAUAGACUCUAUAGAGCAUACCCCUUUGGUUUGACUUUUUCAUUUUUUUUUAAUAAUUUUUUUUUUAUUAUUUAUUCAGAACACAUACAGUCAUAUAAGAUACAUAUGUUAGAGGUGCGUAAUACGCACAUAAAUCUUAAUACUAAAAAGACCUGGAGGUUCAUCGGGGGGCACGGCAGUGCCCCCGCCAAGUCGAGCGCGAAGCAAACACUGCCGUACCAUAUUUACUGGAACCAUUUCGCCGCAUUUUCAGGCCCCUAUUUGAGAACCUCUGGAUAAGACCAGAACGAAGAAAUUUUGGUCAUCCAGUAAGCUAUAAUCACAUACUUAAAAUCCAAAAUUUCAAGUCUGUAGGUCAUUUAGUUCCGAAGUUAAGCGAAAGCAAAGUUUCGCAUUUAUGAAACUCACUCAUGAUCAUCAGAAUAGAACUAGUACUUCCCAUAAACUCAGAGAGCUGAAAUUUGGUACAGAGUUAGGGUUUAAUGGCCACAUAAAGGGAAAACCUAAAAAUAUUGCAAUAUCAGUCACGUUUUAAAGAUCUAAGAACUGCAUAAGUAAGUUUGUAAUCCCAUAUAAAUAUAUGAUAUUACAAAGUUACUGUUGCAGUUCCUACAAAUAGUAGGUAAAGGUACACUACGAUGUACGAUGCAGUGCCAGGGGGUUUCUACAAAAAGAAGUGAAAUCCCACCAAAAACAUUCUGUAAAAAACUAGCCAAGUCUCGAUGGAGCUGCUUGUUUAUCUCUAAAAAGUAAUGAAAUCUAGACAAAGUCGUGCCAAGUCUAAGGUUCCUUACUGCGAUUUCUUUAUUAUUAUUAUAGUUAAUGUUGUGUGACUUGGCCGUUGAAGGGUACACAAGGGUACAAAACCAGGUGCUCCAUGACACCAUUGCACCAAUCUGUCGCCAGAACCGCUACCCAUUGACGAUGGAAAAUUGCCACUUGGAAAACGUUGAUUCAAUAACCAGUCAAUUGUAGGCUUGAUAAAGCUGCGUAUUUCAAUAAUACUUAUGUAUGGGCGAGCCUGAAACAAACACUUGUUUUUGGUGCAAUGGCAGAUUGGUGCAAUGGUGGCAUGGAGCACCUGGUUUUGUACCCUUGUGUACCCUUCAACGGCCAAGUCACACAACAUUAACUAUAAUAAUAAUAAAGAAAUCGCAGUAAGGAACCUUAGACUUGGCACGACUUUGUCUAGAUUUCAUUACUUUUUAGAGAUAAACAAGCAGCUCCAUCGAGACUUGGCUAGUUUUUUACAGAAUGUUUUUGGUGGGAUAAAAUAUACAUGUAACUGAAAAUUGGUAUACAAUAGGUACAAGCAUAAGCCCAAGGUAGGAUACAUACAACAAGAAGCAAGAAUAACUCAUUAAUACUUACAGCAAAAAGUCGGAAUAAUAAUAAUAAUUACAGCGAGGGUCAAGAAAAGAAAUAUAGAAUUCUGAAAAUAGGAAGCGUAGUACAGUAAAAUAGAUAAAAAUCAAGGAACAAUAGCUAUCAAAAUAAAAUCUCAGAGAGUAGGUAGUUACAGCAAUAAUAUUUUUUCCUUUAACAUGAUUUUAAGUGUAGUAAGUGAUUUGUGAAAGGGAUCAAUCCUGCCUAGAUGUCUAUUACAAUAGUUGGGCACUCGUCUGAAAAACGUAUGCUGCGCAUAUUUCUUGCGAAUAUUAUUAAAGUUAUGAGCAAAAACUAAUUACGUAAUUUAAACAAUAAAAAAGCAACAAAUGAGAGUGCUGGUAUUAGUAUGUAAUUGUGUCAUAAUAUCACCUCAUCACCUACUAGGUAUUAAGAAACCCCAUCAUCAAUUAGAAGCAGUAUUGUAAUAUCAUUAUAAACUAUCAUUGUGUUUGUAAUCGAUUAAAAUGUGUUCUUUAUUUCA